AUGGGUAAGCAUUAUUUACCGAUUGGAGGAAACAAACUCUGGAAAUAUAAUCUAAGUUUAAGACGCAAACGGCUAUUAACUGAAUAUACAGGUUUUUUAUAUCAAAUAGCAUUUUAUUAUUAUAUUGUCCAAAGACAGGCGGUAGUUCUUGAAGAAAUUAGAAGACAACGAGAUUACGACGGAGAUAACCUCCCAGAAGAAAUCCUCAAAGAUUUGGACGAGCCUUCAGCGAAAGGUCUCAAGUCGAACAUUAUUCGAUUCACAAAAGACACCCUCCAAUUUGAAGGUGGAAAAUGGACAAAGUCAGGAGCGAUCAACCAGAUUUUCGUCCCUGACCUCAAGAAAUACACCGUGGAUGCCCAUCAGAUUGUACAAGGCAAAUACAAAGAUGGCGACAAACUUCGAAUUGCAGGAAAAGCAGCAAGUGAAGUCUUCAACGACCUCAAGUAUAUUAAAUCACAACAAAGUAGUAACAAAGACGCAGCCGAUUUCGAUGAACUCAUCGAAAAAGUCAGGCGUUUGGCCGUCUAUGCGUUCGCAAGUGGAAAAACGCUGGACGAAGAUGCCAAAGAACUCAGCAUCCGAGCAAUCAAGCUCCCCACAAGAGCAAGAUAUCUCGAAGAUGAAGAUGACAACGACAAAGACAUGGCCUUCGAUCAGGAGUGGAUGGAGAAAAUCCAACAAGCAAGAUACGAAGAGUCUGUCCUCCAGAGUGCUGUCAGUAACAAGAGAGGAGGAUAUUCCACCGGAGGAUACUCCAAUGGAGGUCAUAGAGGCAGAGGAAGAGGCCGUGGAGGUAACUUCUUUAGUAGAGGACAGUCCACUUACACACAAAAACCUUUUUUUGGGAGAGGAAAAUCGAAUCCAACAGGUUUCAAUGCUCACCAGAGCCCAUCAACGAACAACAAUCCUCUCAACCAGCAAUAG
Messenger RNA from Phycomyces blakesleeanus NRRL 1555(-), 927 nucleotides. RefSeq lists its product as hypothetical. Lineage: Eukaryota; Fungi; Mucoromycota; Mucoromycetes; Mucorales; Phycomycetaceae. The record is from RefSeq and is a predicted model, not a curated record. Bases 1 to 927 code for a protein of 308 amino acids. The transcript has 3 exons.